UAAAAGUAGAAAAUCCAAAUCCCCUAUAAACAAUAAAUAAACACUGAACAGAACUACAUAAUCAUUAUUCACAAACUAUAAUCAUGUUCCUCAAACUUGUGUUGUUGUGUUUUCUGGUUACAGUUGUAGCCAUUGAAGACACCAAUUUCACCUAUAAUGGAUUCCAAUCAUCUCAUUUAUAUCUUGAUGGUAUUGCUGAGUUAACCUCCAAUGGCUUACUUAGACUUACCAAUGACACAAAACAACAAAAGGGUCAUGCUUUUUAUCCAAAUCCUAUACUUUUCAAGAACAACAUCAAUGGAAGUGUGUUUUCUUUCUCAACAACUUUUGUAUUUGCAAUUAGACCUCAGUAUGCAACUCUUAGUGGCCAUGGAAUUGUUUUUGUUGUUUCUCCAACAAAAGGGUUGCCAUAUUCACUUCCAAGUCAGUACCUUGGUCUCUUGAAUGACACAAACAAUGGAAACAGUAGCAACCAUGUUUUUGGAGUUGAGCUUGAUACUAUUAUGAGUAGUGAGUUUGGUGAUAUCAAUGAUAACCAUGUUGGAAUUGAUAUCAAUGAUUUGAAAUCGGCUAAUUCGACAUUUGCAGGAUACUAUAACAGUGAUGGAAAGUUCGAGAAUUUGACACUUUUCAGUGGUUAUCCUAUGCAGGUUUGGAUUGAAUAUGACGGUGAAAAGAAGAAGAUUGAUGUUACUUUAGCUCCUAUUAAGGUCGAUAAACCAAAACAACCUUUGUUAUCAUUGAAAAAAGAUCUUUCUCCAAUUUUGAAUAGUUCUAUGUAUGUUGGAUUUUCAUCAGCUACUGGUUCAGUUUAUACUUCUCAUUAUGUUCUUGGUUGGAGUUUUAAGGUUAAUGGUGAAGCUCAAAAGCUUUUAAUUUCUGAACUCCCUAAGCUACCAAGAUUUGGUGAGAAAAAAGAGGACAAAAUUUUAACUGUUGGGUUGCCUUUGAUUUUGCUAAGUUUGGUUUUCAUGAUAACUUUAGGGGUUAUUUAUUUGAUCAAAAGGAAGAAGAUGUUUGCUGAGAUUCUUGAAGAUUGGGAACAUGAGUAUGGCCCACAUAGAUUUAAGUUCAAAGAUCUUUACUUUGCCACAAAGGGUUUCAGGGAAAGGGAGCUUUUAGGAACCGGUGGAUUUGGUAGGGUCUACAAAGGUGUGAUGCCAGGUUCCAAAAUUGAGGUAGCAGUGAAGAGAGUUUCUCAUGAAUCAAGACAAGGGAUGAGGGAAUUCGUGUCGGAAAUCGUUAGCAUUGGCCGUCUUCGACACAGGAAUCUUGUUCCGCUUCUAGGCUAUUGCAGGCGAAAAGGCGAGUUACUUCUGGUUUAUGACUACAUGCCGAAUGGAAGCUUAGACAAAUAUUUAUACAACCAACCAAACGUGAGCUUAAAUUGGAGUCAAAGAUUUCGAAUCAUUAAAGGGGUCGCUUCGGGUUUGUUUUAUCUUCAUGAACAAUGGGAGCAAGUUGUGAUUCACAGAGACAUAAAAGCUAGCAAUGUUUUAAUAGAUGGUGAAUUGAAUGGUAGGUUAGGUGACUUUGGUCUUGCAAGAUUAUAUGAUCAUGGAACUGAUCCUCACACAACUCAUUUGGUUGGAACUGUUGGUUAUUUAGCUCCUGAACAUACAAGAACAGGUAAAGCUACUAAAUUUUCUGAUGUGUUUGCUUUUGGUGCAUUUCUUCUUGAAGUUGUUUGUGGAAAGAGGCCAAUAGAACAUGUUGGUGAAAAUGAGAGUGAAAUUCUAGUUGAUUAUGUGUUUGAAUGUUGGAAAAGAGGUGUGAUUAUUGAGGCAAAGGAUGUAAAUUUAUGCACAGAUUAUAGUAUUCAAGAAGUGGAAUUGGUGUUGAAACUUGGUUUAUUGUGUUCACAUUCAGAACCUUUGGUUAGACCAAAUAUGAGGCAAGUUGUGCAGUAUUUGGAGAUGGAUAUAGCUUUGCCUGAUUUGUCUUUGCUUAGUUUAUCUUCUUCUGGUUUAACUUUUGGAUACCGUGAAUUUUUUGAGGAUUUUCCAUUGUCAUAUCCAUCUGAUAUGGAUAAGACAUUCUCACAUACUUCGGUGUCUAUUACUGAUUCACUUCUCUCUGGUGGUCGUUGAUUUUAAGAGGUUCAUGAAAUAUAUGGCUACUUAAUUGGUUUGUUUUGAUUUUGGUAUGUGUUAGAUUUGUAAGCUUCUUUUCAUUAAACUAUUUUGAUCACAUUUUGCAAUUAUUUUACUGUGUCUGAGUUUGUAUUUCUUGAGUUGAUGAAAGAGAAUAACACUUAUUAUUCAGCAA
This is a messenger RNA of Cicer arietinum (chickpea), 2268 nucleotides long. RefSeq names its product L-type lectin-domain containing receptor kinase IV.1-like. Gene Ontology annotation, molecular function: carbohydrate binding; ATP binding; protein kinase activity. NCBI's taxonomy places the organism in Eukaryota, Viridiplantae, Streptophyta, Magnoliopsida, Fabales, Fabaceae. Gene Ontology annotation, biological process: protein phosphorylation. The record is from RefSeq and is a predicted model, not a curated record.